AAAACGCGGGCAGCAAACCAGCGUGAGCGUGAACUUUCGCGGCAUUCGCCAUAUUUAUUUGUUUGCCCGGAAAGUUAAAACGUUUGCUUGUGCCCUCAAGAGUUCGUUGAUUUUUUCGAAAUUCGGCUCGAUUUAUGGUGUGAUCAUCGCCGACCAGCUUUCCGAUCCAUCCAAAAAUGGGCUCGAGUUACAAAUUGGACAAAGACGCGUUCUCGCGCAGACUGAAACGCUUGUACGACAUGUGGAAGGAGCCUGAUGAAAAGUGCGAGGGCGGCUUCAAAAACAUGGACGCAUUAGUUGUUCCAGUCGGCAACACGGAGGAGAUAGUUUACUGCAAAUCAACCUCACUGCAACUCUGGCUUUUCGGCUAUGAAUUAGCAGAUUGUGUAAUGGUUUUUGCUGAAAAUGAGGUCCACUUCUUAGCAUCCAAAAAGAAAAUUGAAUUCUUGAGUCAGAUAGCAGCUGUAAAAAGCGAGGAGGGGAUGCCUACCUUUAAAUUCCAUCCAAGAGACAAGUCUGAUGAAGACAAGGCCAAUUUCAAAACUUUGAUGAACAUAAUCAAAGGAAGUAAAGAAGGAAAAGUUGUUGGGAUGUUUGUGAAGGACAAGGAUGGUUUUAACGACAGCUUUGUCAAAUCUUUCAAAAAUACCAUGAAGGGAGAAAACUUUGAGAUCUUUGAUGCAUCAACAGCAAUGUCAUAUGCUAUGGGACCAAAAGAUGAUCAGGAGUUGAGUACGACAAGAAAAGCCUGCCAAGUUUCCAGUGAUCUGUAUAACAAGUACUUGAAAGAUCAAAUUAUGGACAUAAUUGACUCUGAGAAAAAAGUGAGGCAUUCAAAGUUGUCAGAGAGCACUGAAGGGGCCAUGAGUGAUAAAAAGUAUAUUUCUGGCUACGACACAAAUUAUCUAGACAUGUGCUACCCUCCUAUCAUUCAAUCUGGCGGAAACUAUGCUUUGAAAUUCAGUGCCGAAAGUGAUAAGAACUGCUUGCAUUUUGGAGCUAUUGUGUGCUCUUUGGGAGCUAAAUACAGGCACUACUGUUCCAACAUAACACGAACACUUCUCGUCAACCCAUCGGAUGAAAUCAAAGAGUUAUAUGAAAUUGUUGUGGAUCUGCAAGAGGAGGUUCUAAAACACCUUGUUCCUGGAGCUAAGCUGAGUGACGUUUACGAAGCUGGAGUAAAGUUCAUCAAGGAGAAAAAACCAGACAUGCUUGACAGAUUCACAAAAAAUUGGGGAUUUUCCAUGGGUUUGGAGUUCCGAGACUCUUCAUUGAUUAUUGGGCCCAAAUCAACAGGCUACGCCAAAAAGAACAUGGUAUUCAAUGUCAACAUGGGAAUACAGGACAUUAAAAAUCCCAAGGGUUCUGACAAAACUGACAAAACCUAUGCUAUUUUUGUUGGAGAUACGGUUGUGGUGAAUGAGACUGGACCAGCAACCAUCUUUACCAACAUCAAGAAAAAAAUCAAAAAUGUUGGAAUUUUUAUAAAAGAGGAAGAGGAUGAAGAGGAAGAGUCUGAGAAGGAGGACAAAAAUGAUGAGGUUCCAAAAACUCUUCUUGGCAGGGGCAAAAGAACUGCGGUGCUGGAUAACAAAUUGCGUGUGGAAUCGUCAACAGAGGAAAAGAGAAAACAACACCAAAAAGAAUUGGGUGCAGCCAUGAACGAAGCAGCUCGUCAGCGUUUAGCUGAACAGGGCAGUGGUCAGCAAGUUGAAAAGGUCAGGAAGUCAACCGUGUCGUAUAAGAGUGCUUCUCAAAUGCCACAGGAGAACGAAGUGAAAGAGCUCAAAAUUUUUGUUGAUCGAAAGUAUGAAACUGUUCUACUUCCCAUUUUUGGCCUUUCAGUGCCAUUCCACAUUUCUACAAUUAAAAACAUCUCUCAAAGUGUGGAGGGAGACUACACCUACUUGCGAAUUAACUUCUUCCAUCCUGGCGCCACUGUAGGCCGUAAUGAAGGUGGUUCAUACUCUCAACCAGAUGCAACCUUUGUGAAGGAGAUGACGUACCGCAGCACAAAUGUUAAAGAGCAAGGAGAAUUGUCUGCUCCGAGCUCUAACUUGAGCACAGCUUUCCGUCUGAUCAAAGAAGUCCAAAAGAAAUUCAAAAACAGAGAGGCUGAGGAAAAAGAAAAGGAAGAUUUAGUGAAGCAAGAUACUCUGGUCAUCAGCACCAACAAGGGCAAUCCUAAACUCAAGGACCUGUACAUCCGUCCUAAUAUUGUCAGCAAACGAAUGACUGGCGUGCUUGAGGCUCAUACAAAUGGAUUCAGAUACACGUCUGUUCGAGGAGAUAAAGUUGAUAUUCUUUACAACAACAUUAAACAUGCUUUCUUCCAACCAUGUGAUGGGGAAAUGAUUAUCCUCCUGCACUUCCAUUUAAAGCAUGCCAUUAUGUUUGGCAAGAAAAAGCACAUUGAUGUGCAGUUCUACACAGAAGUUGGAGAAAUCACCACUGACUUGGGUAAACAUCAGCACAUGCACGAUCGAGAUGACCUGGCUGGCGAGCAAGCUGAAAGAGAACUUCGCCACAAAUUGAAAUCUGCAUUUAAGAGCUUCUGUGACAAAGUCGACACUAUGACAAAGCAGGAGGUUGACUUCGACACUCCGUACAGAGAUCUUGGCUUCCCUGGUGCUCCAUUCCGAAGUACUGUGCUCCUGCAGCCAACCAGCGGUUGCCUUGUAAAUCUCACUGAAUGGCCUCCUUUUGUCAUCACCUUGGAAGACGUUGAGUUAGUUCACUUUGAGAGAGUGCAAUUCCACCUUAAGAACUUUGACAUGGUGUUUGUCUUUAAAGACUACAGGCGGAGGACUGUUAUGGUGAAUGCAAUUCCUAUGAAUAUGCUUGACCAUGUUAAGGAGUGGCUGAAUUCUUGUGACAUCAGAUAUACUGAAGGUGUUCAAUCUCUUAAUUGGGCAAAGAUUAUGAAAACCAUUGUGGAUGAUUCUGAAAAUUUCUUUGAAUCUGGUGGUUGGAGUUUCUUGGAUCCUGAAUCAGGUUCUGAAAAGGAGCAGGAAUCGUCAGAAGAUGAGGAAGAUGAAGUCUAUAAGCCAACUGAUGAAGAAAGUGUUGAAGAAUCAGAAAGUGACAGUGACGACUAUUCUGAGUAUUCUGAAGACUCUGAAUCAGCAGAAGAACUUGGAAGCUCAGAGGAAUCUGGAAAAGAUUGGUCUGAUUUGGAGGCUGAGGCUGCUGCUGCUGAUAAAGAAGAUUCCCUCGUUGACGAGUUUCCAAAUAAAAAGGGAUCAAGUAGCAGUAACCAGAAGCAUGGCAGUAGCAGCAAGCAUACCAGCAGCAGUAGCAAACAUCACAGCAGCAGCAAGCAUAAGAGCCCUGAGAAGAGACAUGGUUCAUCCAGGAGCCACAGUUCUUCACCAAAGAAGAGCCAUAAGGACAAACACAGCAGUCCUAAGAAGUCUUCUCACAGCAGCAAAGACAAAUCAAGUUUGAAAAGAAGCCAUGGCAGCAGCCACAGCAGCAAGGAUAGCAAGCGAUCAAGGAAAUAAAUUAUUUUUUAUACCUCUGCUGUAGACCAUUCCGUAUAGUAGUAUCAAUCAGUGUAAUUUCAACACAGCCAAAACCAUUACUUUUAAUUGUCAGAUUUUAAUUUCCAUAAAAUUUUCAUUCUUAUAACUUUCUUAAAAUUUCAUUGAUGUGCUCUUGCAAGGAAUAAAAUAAUGAUCUUAAUUAAUUAUACAUGA
Neocloeon triangulifer is the source of this 3698-nucleotide messenger RNA. It is a transcript of the gene dre4, whose product is annotated as FACT complex subunit spt16. Gene Ontology annotation, cellular component: FACT complex. Gene Ontology annotation, biological process: transcription elongation by RNA polymerase II; positive regulation of transcription elongation by RNA polymerase II. The record is from RefSeq and is a predicted model, not a curated record. The transcript is spliced from 21 exons. Bases 177 to 3503 code for a protein of 1108 amino acids. Gene Ontology annotation, molecular function: nucleosome binding. NCBI's taxonomy places the organism in Eukaryota, Metazoa, Arthropoda, Insecta, Ephemeroptera, Baetidae.